AUGUGCCUGAUGUCCUUUUCACUUGCUCUGGUCGUUUUAGGCUUUCAACUUGAUAGCUCUUGUAAUGUGCAAAUUUCUCAUGAAUUCUUCUUCUUCUUCUUCCUUUUAUAAGAUGGAGUUUUGCUGGCUGUUCAGAAAUAUACCAACAUUGACUAUGUUUUCGAGGUCAACGCCUCCCUCCAGGUAGGCAAAGCAGUGACUGUUGCCUUCAUUUAAACCUCGAAUUCAGACUUACAUCUGUUUCUUUUUCUUUCGUUUACGUAGUUCAAUUUUUCCGAAUCAGGAUUUAUACAGGGAACAGCACAACUUCCAUGCCAACGUCCGACCAAAUGUGUUGAGUUUUAUCCAGGUGAGUUGUUGAGUCAUUUCAAUUGCUCUCUUCAUGUUCGCUUACUGAGGCCACACACAUUUGCAUCGCAAGUGAUUUGUAUUUCAAUGUUUUUUAUAAAAUCUAUGGGCCUGUAUACAUGUCAGCAGAAUGCGACUUAUUCUAAAUACAAUACAAUACAAUACACUUGCGUUUAUGGCACAAAAAUGCCGUGUUUGAUAGCAAGGAGUUUAUCUGCUUGAAUAAUAACUACAGUUUUGGCGGAUCCUAUUAGCCAAUUUGAGUAGGAAUUAAUAGUAAGGCCAUAAUGAAACAUGAUCGUUUUUUGUACAGAUCGAAUCUUCGAAAUCAAGACUUGUGCGGUGAACAGUGUAACGCCCAUCCCAACCUCUGUCUAA
Messenger RNA from Spirometra erinaceieuropaei, 726 nucleotides. The record is from the annotation of a GenBank genome assembly. Lineage: Eukaryota; Metazoa; Platyhelminthes; Cestoda; Diphyllobothriidea; Diphyllobothriidae.